AUGGCCGCGGAGGCGACUCCUUGCCGCUACCGCCGGAUCCGGAAGGCCUCUGACCUCUCCGCCGUCAGCGCCGCCGCGCCCUCUAAACGGGUGCGCAUGGGAGAGAGACGAUGCACCAGUCAUGAGGACAGGAUCAGCAGCUUACCUGACGAGUUACUCAUCUUGAUUAUUGACAAGCUGGACAUACGCUCAACAAUAACAACCACCAUCCUAUCGAAGCGAUGGCGUGAUCUUCCUCGGCGUUUGCCAAUAUCCUAUAACCUCACUGUCGAUGACAUCCUCCCACCACGCUAUCACCGCCUGAAACGCCUUAACAUGGAGGCUAAGGCAGCGUACGAGGCAGAGAAGAACAUGCACAAGCUGACCGACAUCUAUGCCAUCAAGGCUCAGCAUGAGCGUUGGAUGGCCAAGAUCAGGCCUCUCAGUGCCAUCCUGGAACGCUACAAGCACCGGGCCAUGAGGCGCUAUGUCAAGCAGGUGAACGCAUUUCUUCUGGCCCCAAAGAAUGUGCGUCAGCGCCGACCUGUCCACAAGCUGAGGCUACAAAUGCUGGGACGUUUGCAUGAAAACAUUGAUGAAUGGGUCACUGCAGCCAUUGCCAAGUGGGGUGUUGAGGACUUUGAGCUUAUGAUUGAUGGCUAUUGCGUAUGCUAUGACCUCAAGCAGCUGGAUCGAUACCAGAACGUUCCUCUGGAGCGGCUUGUGCUAUCCAACUGCCAGCCUCUUUGUGCAUGGAACUGCCUGACAGUACAGAGGCUCACCAAACUCACAUUGGGUGCAGGUUCAUAUAUGGGAAUCAUCAGUAGUAUUCUUAGAAACUGCAUAGAGCUAAGGGAUUUCAAAAUCACAUCUUCUCGUGUUUGCCAAGCUGCUCUACGUUUCUUUGUGCCGACGUCGAAGAUAAAGAGUCUGCAAGUGGAUUGGUGCUGCUUUGGGAAAAUAUAUCUGAUGUCUCUGCCUUGUCUUGAGACUUUCGUUUGCCAUGGUCGCCCAACCAAGUUAUCCUAUGGUGAGGUGCCUCGCCUUAGGCAUGUGAGCUUGGACUACUUACAGACCGAAUAUAACAACAUCGACGAUGAAUCUGGUACUAGUAGGACAUAUCCACCGAGCAAAUUCUUCAAAAGGAUCCCACCGCUAGAUUCCCUUGUUCUGCAGUUCAAAGGACCCCGGAUGUGGAUCGAACCUUUUGUUGUUCCUGGUGGUCAGCUCAAAAAACUGUUCAUCGCAAAUGUCCCAGUGAACUGGGACGUACUAUGGAUUCUCCUACUGCUUGGUGCAGCACCAGCCUUGGAAUCGUUCCAUGUUCAUAUUGACAACAACUCGGAGCAGCGAGGCUCAGGUGAUCUUUGUGACAGUCUGGACGCCGAUGCGCAGCAACAUCAGAACCGUUGCCUGAAGGAGCUUGUUGUGGCAGGCUUCGAAGGAUUGGGGUGGCAAACAGGCUUUGUCAGAAUGAUCAUGAAGAGGUCGCCGUCGCUGAGGCACGUGCACCUGCUUGACGGCGAGGUCAAGGACAAUGAGCAGGAGCUGGGGGCGCUGCAGAUCGUCCCACGGCGCCGGGCGUGGCACGAGUGUGAGCGAGCUGUGGUGCUGGAUGACCUCACCGCUGGGUUUCGCUUCCUGCCUCGAAUAAUUCUGGAAUGA
Messenger RNA from Miscanthus lutarioriparius, 1644 nucleotides. The record is from the annotation of a GenBank genome assembly. Lineage: Eukaryota; Viridiplantae; Streptophyta; Magnoliopsida; Poales; Poaceae.